AAAUGGCAUGGGACUGUGUGGAGCGGCGUGCGGCGUCGCUGUUCCGACAGCUCGGAUUCCUGAUCUGUGACCAUCCGCUUCCAUUUUUCGUCUUCCCGCUACUCUUCACCGCCGCAAUGGGAGUCGGACUUCUCCACCUGAAUCCACUCUCCGACGCCGUUUACCUCUUCACACCACUCGGCGCUCAGAGCAAGAUGGAACGAAUGUCGAUUCAUGAGAAAUGGCCACUCACCGACAAUAAUUAUAUUCCGGGACGAGCUGUGACGCAAAGUCGAGAAAUUCAAGUCACAGCGCUUGCUCGCAACGAUUCGAAUAUUCUUGAUCCAAAAUUUGCGAACGCAGUCUAUCAACUCGACAAAUAUAUUCAAACAAGAGUUCGUGUCCUUCACAAUGGCCACUAUUACAGCUACAAAAACCUGUGCCUACAGUAUAAAAAUGGCGGUUGCCCUUCUAACAAGCAUGUACAUAUUCUUUCCGACCUACACAAUCAUGGCUUCAAUAUUACUUACCCCUAUUUUCGAUUCGGAUCAGAAGGAGGAUAUAUCGGAAGCAGUCUCGGAGGCGUCACUGUAAUGAAAGGAGAAAAUGAGACAGAUAUCCUUGCAUCAGCGAAAGCCUGGUUCAUGAUCUAUCAUCUGAAGUUUCACCCAGAAGAAAUGAGCUAUAUUUCGGGAGAAUGGGAGCUAGAACUCGGCAGAAUGCUCACCCAGUAUCCAGAAGAUCCAUACAUCUCUAUCACCUACUUCCACUCUCAAACUCUAGCAGAUGAGCUUAAGAGAAAUGCGGAUACACUGAUUCCUCGCUUCAUAAUCUCCAUCACCCUUCUCAUCGUUUUCUCAACACUUUGCUCGCUGAGCUUCAUCGACGGAUCGUUCUCAAUCGAUUGGGUUCUCUCUAAACCGAUUCUUUCCAUUCUCGGAGUGGUCAGUGCUGGAAUCGCUAUUCUCACUGGCGUCGGAUUCUUGUCAUUGAUGGGAAUGCCAUACAAUGACAUUGUUGGUGUCAUGCCAUUCCUCGUGCUCGCUGUUGGAGUUGAUAAUAUGUUUUUGAUGGUAGCAGCUGUGAGACGAACGUCUAGAACGCAUACAGUGCACGAACGAAUGGGAGAAUGUUUGGCAGAUGCUGCAGUUUCGAUUCUUAUCACGUCUAGCACAGAUGUUCUUUCCUUUGGAGUCGGCGCCAUCACAACUAUUCCAGCCGUUCAAAUAUUCUGUGUAUACACUGGAGUCGCAAUUUUCUUUGCAUUUAUAUAUCAGAUCACAUUCUUUGCCGCAUGCCUAGCACUGGCUAUGAAACACGAAGCAUCCGGCCGAAAUUCCCUCUUUCUCAUCGAAGCUGUAUCUGCCGAAAAGAAGACAUCCCUGAGCACAUUCCAACGAUUAUUCAAUCUCGGAAGUGUGCCCGAUCAUUCUGCAUCACACGAUGUCAAACAACCACUGACCUCUCGUUUCUUCGGAGAAUGGUAUGCUCCAGUUCUGAUGCAUCCUGUGGUUCGUGGAAUUGCAAUGGUUUGGUUUGUGAUCUAUCUGCUCGGCGCCAGCUAUGGAUGCUCUCGUAUCAAGGAAGGAUUGGAGCCAGUUAAUUUAUUGGUUGAGGACUCGUAUGCUAUUCCACAUUAUCGACUUUUAGAGAAAUAUUUUUGGAAAUACGGACAACAAGUGCAAAUUGUGAUAAAUAAUGCUCCCGAUCUUAGAAAUCAUACAUCUCGUGAUCGAGUUCAUGCAAUGGUGCUUGACUUUGCGACAAGUAAGCAUGCGAUUGGAAUGGAAUCUGUGCAGUUUUGGUUAUUCGAAAUGGAGAGAUAUUAUCAAAAAGAGUUGGAAGUUCAAAUUAUUGAUUCCUCAUUUUAUGGCCUUCUUCACCAUUUCCUAGCUUCCAAAACCAAUAAUCCAUUGGCAGAGGAUAUCUACUGGGGACCAAUGCCUGAUGAUGAUAAUGGAACGAUGGUCAAAAGCUUCCGGUUUAUUCUAGGAAUGAAGGAUUUAGUGACAACAAUGGACCAAACCGACGCUACAAUGUCAUUUAGAGAGGUCGCUGCUCGAUGGCCGGAGUUCAAUGUGACCACUUUUAUGCCAAUAUGGAUGUUCACUGAUCAGUACAUUAUAAUUAUUCCGAACACUGUUCAAAACAUUAUUAUUGCACUUUUGGUGAUGAUCGUCAUUGCCGUUCUCUUCAUUCCACAGCCAAUGUGCUCACUUUGGGUGGCUCUCGCUUGUGCUUCCAUCGAUUUUGGAGUGAUUGGAUACAUGACGCUAUGGGGAGUGAAUCUGGAUGCUAUAUCAAUGAUCACAAUUAUCAUGUCAAUUGGGUUCUCCGUCGAUUAUUCUGCACACAUUGCAUAUGGCUAUGUCGUAUCCAGAGAAGAUACAGCAGCUGGUAGAGUGAAAGAAGCACUAUCAGCUCUUGGAUGGCCACUGUCUCAGGGAGCUAUGUCUACAAUUAUCGCGGUUUCAGUUCUUGCCGAUAUUCCAGCAUAUAUGAUAGUUACUUUUUUCAAAACGGUCGUUCUCUCAAUUUCUCUCGGUCUUCUCCAUGGUCUUGUUUUCCUUCCAGUAUUGCUCUCAAUAUUCGUACGUGGAUGUUGCAUAAUCCCUAGCUCACCGCAUGGUCAUCCCAGCGCUCAAAAAAUCGAAAAGCAAAUCAGGAUCGCCGCUAUCUCGUCUAGUCCACUCGAUUUGCGAACCGUUGCUCCGCUCCGCGCCUCGUCACCAAUCAGCUUCCCGCAUAGGCUUGAGUACACCGAUGAAUCUCCAACUGUACACAACAGAUCAAAGAAUUCUAUUAAAUCCGAGCACCUAGACUAGUCUUUCUUCCAAUGACUCUCAUUAACUAAUUGAAUACGUGUAUUUGUAGAAUAUUGUGAAUGUUCUACGUUGUUUUUAAAUAUAUGUGAAUGAAUAUCUUAAUUG
This is a messenger RNA of Caenorhabditis elegans, 2909 nucleotides long. RefSeq names its product SSD domain-containing protein (gene ptr-2). Lineage: Eukaryota; Metazoa; Nematoda; Chromadorea; Rhabditida; Rhabditidae. Gene Ontology annotation, biological process: transmembrane transport. Gene Ontology annotation, cellular component: plasma membrane; membrane. Bases 3 to 2804 code for a protein of 933 amino acids. Gene Ontology annotation, molecular function: transmembrane transporter activity. The transcript has 7 exons. The record is from RefSeq and is marked reviewed.